Molecule: messenger RNA, 1030 nt
Organism: Branchiostoma floridae (Florida lancelet)
Lineage: Eukaryota; Metazoa; Chordata; Leptocardii; Amphioxiformes; Branchiostomatidae
Product: zinc finger protein 862-like
Exons: 1
Coding region: 119-904 (261 amino acids)
Molecular function (GO): protein dimerization activity
Source: RefSeq, a predicted model, not a curated record
UUCAGUGUCCAAAGUCUUUCAGGAUAAUGAAAGUACUCUGGAAUCUGUUUUCAGGCGGGUAGACAGUGUGGUAAAAUCUUUGACUAAGUUGUGCAGCCCCUUGAAGCUGACCAGACUCAUGUCUGAGGUGGAGGAAAGGGAUGGGACAGUGCUGUGGAAGGGAUCCACAUUGCACAUGGGAAGAGCACAGCGUGGUAGACCAUCAGAUCUUGCUGCACAUAGGGGAGAAGUCAUCAGAGAUUGUCAGCAGAUUCUCAAUUCAACUUUACAUCAUCUCGGUCGUAGAUUUGAUGCUUUGCUCAGUCAGUCUGUACUCUCUGCAGCAAGAGUCUUCCAGUUCUCCAGCUGGCAACAGGAAGAUGAAGAGGAGGAAGAGGAUGACACUGAAGAUGACAUUGAGGAAGACAAACUGAGGAAAAUCUACAGACACUUCCAAAGACCACUGGAAGUGAAUGGGUUUGAGCUUGAAAGUGCCUUAAGAGAGUGGCAUGAGCUGAAAAGAGUUUGCAGGACCCAGCUGUCCGGUAUGCGAAGACCGCCAUCAUUUAAGGACUUUUGGGUGAUGAUGUUAAGGCGCGAGGAACAAGAGUACAGGAAUGUGUUCCAACUACUUCGCCUGGUACUGACAAUCCCCAUACAUACGGCGGAGUGUGAGAGGUCGUUUUCGCUAAUGAAUCGAGUCAAAACAGACUGGCGGUCUUGUCUUGCCCCUGCAUGUCUCACAAGCCUGAUGGCAAUAUCAUUGAGUGAACAAUCAGUUGAAACAUUUGACCCUGUGCCUGCCAUAAGGCUGUGGUGGACAGCAGGGAGGCGACGACCUUCAACUGCCCCUUAUGGGCCCAGACCACGUGGUGAGACUGAAACUCCCAUUUCAGAUUCAACAAGCUCAGAAGAGGAACAGUAAGGUUUGUAAGUAGGGUUUUCUACCUAAUUCUAUGCUAUUUUAUGUGGUGCACCCAAAAAUUUUUUGGUGCACCCAAUUUUUUUGGUUGGGUGCACCAGUGCACCUAAUCCCAAAAAUGAAUUUCGA